Molecule: messenger RNA, 1234 nt
Organism: Phragmites australis (common reed)
Lineage: Eukaryota; Viridiplantae; Streptophyta; Magnoliopsida; Poales; Poaceae
Product: probable calcium-binding protein CML22
Exons: 1
Coding region: 120-857 (245 amino acids)
Molecular function (GO): calcium ion binding
Source: RefSeq, a predicted model, not a curated record
UACGGUUUAUUCUCUCGUUAAAAAAGAGUUAAAGAAGAAGGUUCGGUAUAAAUACAACCAUGGCAAAUGCAAAGCUUUGCUUGUAGCACAGCACUUCCACAAACCCUUCCCCACACUCGAUGCAUUGCCAAGCCCACACAGUGCGCGCCAUGCCACCGUCCUCCCCUCUCGUCAAGGUCCCCUCCCUCCCGCGCGGCCUCCUCUCCUACCUCCCCACCAACCUCUCCUCCAUCCUCCCGAUUGGCCGCGACGCUGCCACGUCCACCAACGCAGCUUCGCCGCCGCAGACCGCGCCACCGUCUCCCAAGAAGAUGUCGUCGUCGGGACAGCAGCAGGCAGCGGGGAGCCAGGCCGACGCGGCGGAGCUGGCGCCCGUGUUCGAGCUGUUCGACCGGGACGGCGACGGUCGCAUCACGCGGGAGGAGCUGGAGGACUCGCUGGGCAAGCUGGGCAUGCCCGUGCCGGGCGACGAGCUCGCGUCCAUGAUCGCCCGCAUCGACGCCAACGGCGACGGGUGCGUGGACGUGGAGGAGUUCGGGGAGCUAUACCGCACCAUCAUGGCGGGGGACAAGGCCGACGGCAAGGGCCGCGGCGAGGGGGAGGAGGAGGAGGGCGAGGACGAGGACGAGGACGAGGACAUGAGGCUGGCGUUCCGGGUGUUCGACGCCAACGGCGACGGGUACAUCACGGUGGACGAGCUCGGCGCGGUGCUGGCGUCGCUGGGGCUGAAGCAAGGCCGCACGGCGGAGGAGUGCCGGCGCAUGAUCGGCCGGGUCGACCGCGACGGCGACGGCAGGGUCGACUUCCACGAGUUCUGCCAGAUGAUGCGCGCCGGCGGGCUCGCCACGCUCGGGUGAUUCCGCCAGCUGCUGAUGCAUGUGUGGCUAUGGAGUGCCGUGCACUGCAUCUCCAUGCUUGAUUCGUUUUAGAAUUUAAGUGGCGGCUGCAGGAUGGACUACUAGGAGGCUCAUCUCCUUCUUCCUCACAGCUCCUCUCUUCUUCUUCCUUCUAUCUCUUUCAUCUCCAUAAAGCACUAGAAGUUAAAAGAGGCUUAAGCCCCGUGCCGCCCUGUAGAUAUAGGUUUGAGUGGAGUUCGCGUAACCACGCUCGAAUUUUUUUUCUAUCUUCUUUUGUCAUUUGUUGUUAGAGAUUGAUGGGCUUGCUAAUUAACUAUUGUAUUGGUUGUUGCUCGCAAGUAUUGCUCAAGGGAAAAAGGUUUUCCCUGUUUUCUUCA